AUGGACGUGUGCGGAACUUCCGAUCCCUACGUUAAGGUAUACAUCCUACCCGAUAAGAAGAAGAAAUUUGAGACCAAGGUCCAUAGAAAAACUCUUUCGCCAUCAUUCAAUGAAACCUUUCUUCACAAAAUAACGUACGUGGAGCUAGCUUCAAAGACGCUAGUGUUUGCAGUUUAUGACUUUGAUCGCUUCCUCAAGCACGAUCAAAUAGGUCAAGUAACCGUGCCCUUGAACUCAGUUGACCUCGGGAAGGUCAUCGAGGAAUGGAGGGAUAUUGAAAAACCGGACAACAGCUCUGAUAGGGAGAACAAAUUAGGUGACUUGUGCUUUUCAUUGCGUUACGUGCCGACUUCCGGCAAGUUGACUGUCGUCAUUCUGGAGGCUAAGAACCUCAAAAAGAUGGACGUAGGUGGUCUUUCAGAUCCGUACGUUAAGUUGUCUCUCCUGCAAAAUGGCAAGAGGAUAAAAAAGAAGAAGACAACGAUUAAGAAAUGCACCUUGAACCCUUACUAUAACGAAGCAUUCACGUUUGAGGUCCCCUUUGAAACCAUACAGCAAACGAUGUUGGUAGUGACAGUUGUGGACUAUGACAGGAUAAGUUGUUCGGAUCCCAUCGGUCAGGUUGUGCUUGGUUGCCAUUCCUCAGGUACGGAGUUGAGACACUGGAGUGACACCCUGGCCAACCCGAGAAGACCAAUCGCCCAGUGGCACACCUUGAGGGAAAUAUCUGAAAAAUAUGAUUGA
Helobdella robusta is the source of this 744-nucleotide messenger RNA. RefSeq names its product synaptotagmin 1c (gene Syt1c). The coding region runs from base 1 to 744 and encodes 247 amino acids. The record is from RefSeq and is a predicted model, not a curated record. The transcript has 7 exons. Gene Ontology annotation, cellular component: axon; dense core granule; synaptic vesicle membrane. Gene Ontology annotation, molecular function: phosphatidylserine binding; calcium-dependent phospholipid binding; syntaxin binding. Lineage: Eukaryota; Metazoa; Annelida; Clitellata; Rhynchobdellida; Glossiphoniidae. Gene Ontology annotation, biological process: regulation of calcium ion-dependent exocytosis; calcium ion-regulated exocytosis of neurotransmitter; regulation of dopamine secretion.